Molecule: messenger RNA, 3365 nt
Organism: Sarcophilus harrisii (Tasmanian devil)
Lineage: Eukaryota; Metazoa; Chordata; Mammalia; Dasyuromorphia; Dasyuridae
Gene: IL31RA
Product: interleukin 31 receptor A
Exons: 17
Coding region: 139-2388 (749 amino acids)
Biological process (GO): cytokine-mediated signaling pathway
Cellular component (GO): signaling receptor complex; external side of plasma membrane
Molecular function (GO): cytokine binding; cytokine receptor activity
Source: RefSeq, a predicted model, not a curated record
ACAUCAUGACCAUGUCUUGGGGCUGUUCACCCAUUCUUUCUUUUUCCAACUACUAGAUUGGAAAUGCUUGAGAAUAAUAAGAUUCCAGGGCCAAUCUCAAAAUAUGCUUGCAAAGCAUUUUAUUAGUCCCUCUGAAUCAUGGUGGAGAAGAUGCUGUUCUGGACACUGUUUCUUUUACUUGGUAACUUCUGCCUAGCGGCAGGAAGUCUUCAGGACCCCCAGGAAGCUUGGACUGAGUCUUCUCUGUAUUACUACCACAAGAAGAACCUAAAUAUACCAAGGAAGCCAGAAAACAUUUCCUGCAUUUUCUAUUAUCAGAAAAAUUUCACUUGUACUUGGAGUCCAGAAAAGGAAGUCUAUCUUACAGAAUACACUGUUGUGAGAAUUUAUGGAAAAACAAGAGACUCAUGCAGAAGUGAGAAUCAUACAUCAUGUUCUUUCUUCUACCCAUAUUUGACUUAUCCUGAUAUUUACUCCAUUGAAGUGGAAGCCAAAAAUGUUUUUGGUGAACAAAAGUCUAACGUAACAUAUUGGUACUUGGAACACAUAGUGAAAAUAGAGCCACCUACCAAUCUAACUGUGGAACCAAUCCCAGGUGUUAAACAUAUGCUUCAAGUAACAUGGGGAAAACCAAAUGGGGUACCUGUUUCAGAUUCAUAUAUAUGCCAACUGAGAUAUAGGAGAGUGAAUAGUACUAAUUGGGAGCUAGGCAACCAAAGAUUGGAAAAUGAAAGACCAUAUAAUCUCACUGGAUUGCUGCUUCUGCAGCAAUAUGCCAUCUCUAUGCAAUGUCAGGUGGUCACCUCAGAAUUAUGGAGCAACUGGAGUGAAGAGAGAAUAGGAACAACUGAAGGACUAGCUCCAAAUUCCAGUUUGGACCUUUGGAGAAUUCUUGGGCCAGCUCAGCCUGAUGGAGGGAGAACAGUGCAGCUGUUAUGGAAGGAGGCAAGAGCAGACCCGAAUGUAAGGAAAACACUUGGCUACAACAUCUGGUACUUUCCAGAAAAUGAGACCACUGUUAAGGAAACAAAGAUGACGACCGAUCAACAAUUUAAAUUACAUCUGGGAAGUGCUGCCUACCUGGUGACUGUGGUGUACAGUACGUUUGAUGGUGUGUCUCCAGAAGCGACACUCAGAAUCCCGGCUGUUCAUGAAAAACCUCUCCAGUGCAUUGAGGCUGUGCAGGUGUACCAAUAUCAGGACCACCUGGAGGUGUGGUGGCAAACCUCUGAUGCAGAAGUUGACCGAUGGGUAAUUGAAUGGUACCCAGAUCAGGGGAUGGAGAAUUUGAAGAGGUCCUGGGAAUUUGUCUCACAAACCAGGAACUGGACAGGAAGGGCAGAAAACUUUGUGCCAUUCCAGUGUUAUAACAUCUCAGUGUAUCCCAUGGUGGGGAUUGAAGUUGGUGUUCCAUAUUCCAUCCAAGCUUAUUUCAAAGAAGGGAUUCCAUCAGAAGGUCCACUGGCUAAGGCCCAAAAUAUCAGCACCCAGACAGCCACAAUAAAAUGGGAAGAGAUACCCAAGACCAAGAGAAGGGGCUUCAUCUAUAACUAUACAGUGUUUUAUAAAUCUGACCAUGGAACAGAAUUUGCUAUAACAGUCGAUUCUAGUAUCUUGCAAUAUGAACUGGAGUCCCUGGAAAGCAACACACAGUACACUGUUAAGAUCAUGGCAAAUACCUUGGCUGGAGGCAAGAAUGGGACAAGUUUCAAUUUCAAGACAUCCAUUAGUAUAAUCAAGAUUGUGCUUUUGGGGGCUAUCACUGGAGGUGGUCUUUUUUCCCUUGGUAUCUUAUUGAUGGUCUGUAGUCUCAACAAACCCAAAUUGAAACGUCUAGUCUGUCCAGAAAUCCCCAAUCCUGCAAAGAGCAAUGUAGUCCUGUGGCAUGAUGACAAUUUCAAAUCCAAGCUGCAUCUCGGAGAGGUCCAGUUCCAUGGCAAGACACUGGAUGAAAGGAUUCCAAAACCAUACUUAUUUUCCUCUGGGGACUUGAUCGACAAAUUAGUGGUAGACUUUGAGAACUUUCUGGACAAAACUGAGGUUCCUGGAGUAGACCUGAUGAAGACGCAGGAAAGCAUUUUGAGUGUGGAAGGGAAGAAGUAUGUAAAUUCCCCAUAUAAUUUUUACAGUCCCUCAGGACAGGUUUUCCAAGGGCUUCUAUCUUCAGCCUUAGUUUCACUCAAAGGAACACAAGAACCAUCUUCAGAAAGGCUGGAUGAAGAAACCAAGGAUAAAACUUUCCAGAAGCCAAAUGCUAGUGAAAUUCUGGAGCCAGAGCAGCAACCCUGGGAAGAAGCUGGAUUGAAUCCAUAUUUGAAAAAUUCAGUGACAACAAGGGAAUUCCUCACCUCUGAGGAAUUUUCUGAUCCAAAUCCAGAAGAAGACUGAAAUGUUGUUUUGUGCAUCCCGACCUUGGAAUCAAAUUGGAGCAUUUUUUCCCCCCUUUUUCUUGAUUCUGAAGAAGAGGUUAAAUUGGGCCUGGGUUUAAACUCUGAAGUGAUUCAGACAUCUAAAAGUGCAAAAUCUUUAGCUUUCAGGGAGCUGUGACUGAACUACCAGAGGCCAAGAGGCUCAGUGGAAUCAGAACUGGUCCUUCAAUGUGCUUUUUAAGUUUGGUAUUUUAAAAAGUUAUUAUUUAUAGGUUGUUUUUAAGAAGUUGAUAUAAAUAAUUUUGAAUAACUGACUCAUAAGCACAUGUUUGCUUAUCUGCAUAAAUAGCCAUUAACUGACAAGCAUUUAUCAAGACAUCAUGUGUCAUGGACCAUGGUAAUCUUUACUCUUAAGCAACCCAUAUUCUAAUAAGAGAGGCAAUAUUUAUGCCCAGUAUAAAUUUUAUUAUAUAUAUAUAUAUAUAUAUAUAUAUAUAUAUAUAUAUAACUACCACCUAUAGCUAUUCAAUUGCAUGUGCACAUGAACUACAUAUAUGUAUAUAUAUGCACACAUAUACACAUAUGUAAAUAAGUUCAGGCAAACACAUGAAAAAUAUUGCAUCCUUCAGAAGUUAGGCUCUGAGUACUGGGGAGAAAAGGAAAGGACUUACGAGAAAGUGAUGUUAGGACUGAGCCAGGAGAGCUCAGAAGGAAGCGCAAAGACCCAAAAAGGAAAGAUGGAGCAUUGUGUAUGAGGAAUAGAAAGAAGGCCAAUAUGGGUGAAUCACAGAGUGAAUGGAAGAGAGCAAAACAUAAGAAGACAGGAAAGAUAGGGAGAGACUAAGUUGUAAAGAGCUUUAAUACUUUUUGGUUACUCUAGACAUAAUAAAAAGCCCAUAGAGUUUACUAAAGAGAGAGGUGACAUAAUCAAAUUUAUACUUUAAGAAAAUCACUUUGGCAGCUGUAUGGAAGACAGUUUAGAGCAGGGUUUCUUAA